AUGAAAGUUUGGUCAAGUCAGGAAUCUUCACUUCUUGCUUGGUGCCCAGCUAGAGAACAGUCUCGUCUUUUUGCACAAGCUGUUCCAGCUGGUUCAAGCAUAAACCCAGUUUUAAGUUUAAAGAAAUUUAAUUUCCUUUCUCUUAAUCCAAGUGUUGAGACCGUUAGCAACUACACUGCUACAUCUCCAUUUACAGCAAUUGAUUGGGCUAGUCGUCCUAAUCUAGAAAUGGGUUAUAUUGCUGCAGGUCACCAAAAUGGCGCAAUUUCUCUCUACAAUCCAGUUUUAGAUCAACAAAAGCCAAUUGGACAAAUCACAGCUAACAACUCAGUCAUCACAAACAUCAAAAUCAACCCGAAUCAACCAGCUGCUCUUUUAUCUACAACUGCUGACAAUUCUGUUAACGUUUGGGAUGUUUCAGACUUCACAAACGCCAAGAAGAUUGAUGUAAACAUGACGCGUGGCAACAGCGGCGACAUUACAGGCGCUUGCUGGCAUCAAAAUAAGAAUUGUUUCUCCAUCUUUGCAGUUUGCGAUUCUACCGGUUUAUCUACAAUUUGGGAUAUCCGUGUUGGCCGUUCCACACAUACAUUCGCUGAUUCUCAGUUCAAAUUCCCAUUAUCUGAUAUUAUCUUUUCUCCAACAAAUAUGGCCCAACUCGCAACCGCCAGCAGUGAUCAGCGUAACAGUGUUGUCCUUAUUUGGGAUCUUCGUUCUCUUGGAGCCCCAUUAAAGAGAUUACACGGCCACAGCAACGGCGUUUCCAAAUUAGAGUGGCCAGCCGCUGAUGAUCGUAUCCUUCUCUCAGCCGGCCGCGACGGCAAAGUCAUUGCUUGGGAUGUCGAAUCAUCCGGACCAUUAGCAACAGUUUUCGAGCCAAAUACCUCAUUUACACAAGUCAAAUGGUCACCUUACAUACAUGGCUCCGUCCUUGCCUCUACAUCUAACUCUACUCAUCUAUUUUCUUUCGCAGAUCCAUCAAUCGGCGCACAGACAAUUCUUAAACAACCACACUUCCACUACAACAGAUCCGGUGUCGAUGUUGCCUUCGACGGCCGUGUCUUCCAAUACUCGGAUGACAAAGUUUCUUCAUUCCUUCACCAAGAACCAAUUACAGAGAUCAACGACUUCGUAGAAUUCGUUGAAGCCCUCGAGCAGAAGGACAUGAAAGGCUUUGCAGCCCGUAAAGCCGAAGCAUCUCAAUCUAAUCCAUCCGAAAACAACAUUUGGAAGAUCAUCCAGAAGUCGAUGGACUCAGAUACCUUCAAAGAUGCAAUCCUCGCUGAUCUCGGCAUCAACAAAGAGGACUUUGUCGCUAAGAUUAAACAAUCCGAACCGGCCAAACAAGCUGAGAAGCCAAAGUCACCGAAAAAAGAAGCCCCAGCCCCAACAGCAUCCUCAUUAUUCGGCAAUUUCACAUCACAGGAUGACGGACUCUUCUCAGGAACUAAUUCUCAAGAAGAUCUCUUCUCCCAAUCAACAGAAGGCGGAUUGUUUGGUGCUCCUCCAAGCUCAACAAAGACAGGCGAUGAGUUAUUCGGCGGAGCAGAGUUCUUUACUCCGUUCAGAGUACUUCCGAAACAAAAAGACGAUGAAACCGGUAGAGUUAUCGCUCAGGCGGUUAUUUCCAGUAACUUAGAAGCGGCCGUAGACUGUGCAUUUGCCGCAGGAAGGUACGCCGAUGCAAUGUUGGUCGCAUCUGCCGGACCAAAGGAAUUAUUUGACAACACGAUCCAGAGAUACAUCAAACAGACAUCGUCACCAUUGACAAGGAUCGUUUCCCACAUCAUUGGCCAUAAUCUUGACAAUUUCGUCAGAUAUGCCAAAGCAAAGGACUGGCGCGAGAUUUUCGCUGCUCUUUGUUCCUUCGCUGAGGGAGAUUUCGAAGAGCUCUGCGGAAUGCUUGGAAACAGAAUUGUUGCUGAACUCAACGAUUAUAACUCCGCAUUAGUUAUUUUUGUUGCGGCCAAGAACUACGAGAUGGUCCAGAGAUGCUUAUUCAAGAUCUACGAGCAGAACUCUCCAAACGAGGCCAACUCCGCAUCAACAGUUUUAAUUGUCCUGGAAAAACUCUGCGCAAUGGCCGGCGACAAGGCACCAUCAGUCAUUGCACCUCUUGCUCAGUCAUUCCUUCAGCACAUUGUCCAGUCCGGACACAAGGAAGAGGCAAUCAGAUUCCUAUCCGCACUUCCAAAGGACAAAAUCCUUUCAGACCUCAAAUCCGCCAUUGUCGGAGAGCAGUCAUCAUACCAGCAGCAGCCACAGCAACAGCGCAACGUUAAUUCCCAACAGAUCCCAAGACAUGGAACGUUUAUUCCACAACAGAACACUUAUUCCAAUCCUCCAUCAGUUGUUUCUGUCCAGCCGCAGCAGCAAGUAUCAGCUCCAGCAGCAUCUCCUUCAGUAUUUAUUCCAACAGCCACUCCACAGCCCACUGUCAAUGCUCCACCACCAGCAGCCGCUCCAUCUGUUGUUGUUCCAGCUCCUUCCGCUCAGAAACCAGUUUACUUCCCUACAUCAGUAGCAAAUUCAGUUCCUUCACCACAACCAAGAGGACCAGGCGUAUACUACCCAUCAGCCGCAGGAGCGACUGUUCCACCAAGACCAGCUGCAAUUCCUCACGAGCCAUCUGCUGUUCCUCCACCAAAUUCAAACGAUCCAAGACAACUUGGCCGGCCAACUAACUAUGUUCCACCUCCACCACCAACAGUAGAGCAAGUUAAGAGCCACCAGCAACAGUUUAUUCCUGUUGCAAAUCCAGUACCUGAAUCAGCACCACAAUCAGCUGUUUUCACUCCAGUUUCAACACCACAAACAGCUCCAGCAGCACCUGUUUUGUACGGAGCAGCAACACCACAGAUUGCAGCACCUCCUCCAACAUCCAAACCGGAAAUCCGCGCUCCACCGUCAAUCUCCGUCGUCCCUCCAUGCGUCCCUCAGCCAGCACAGCCUCCGUCAUAUCCAAUGGGUACUGCUGCACCUGUAAUGAUGGGCGCGCAGCAACCAGUUGCAGCCGCUCCACCACCAGCCGCACAGCCAACAAUCAUCACACCUCCUCCAGCAGCUGCAGCAGCGUACAGACCACAGGUAGCCGUUGCACAGCCAAUGCCUGUUCCGCAGCAGCAGAUGCAGCCAGAGCCAGUUGUGAGGAAGAGUCCGGAAGCAACAAUCGAUGAAGUUCCUGAUGACUCAAAGGCUCUUGCAAAUGGAUUCGUCCACUUCAUACAACUCGCGGAGUCAAGGCCAGAGAAGUCAGGACAAGUUAAGAAGGCCAUCAGCGAUUCAAAGGCUAAACUUGGAUUUGUUUUUGCAGUAUUCAGAGAUGGAGAUGUUCCUCAGGAGUUGAAGGACCAACUUGGCUCUUUCUUCGAAGCCCUGCAAAAGGGAGAUUUGGACGAGGCAGACAGAGUUAGAAAGAAUGCUGUUGUCAAGUUCAUGGGCAAGUGCAGAAAUCUCGUCUUAAGUAUGGGAUACAUCAAGAAUGCUCUAACAUAA
Molecule: messenger RNA, 3495 nt
Organism: Trichomonas vaginalis G3
Lineage: Eukaryota; Parabasalia; Trichomonadida; Trichomonadidae
Product: SEC31-related protein family
Exons: 1
Coding region: 1-3495 (1164 amino acids)
Biological process (GO): endoplasmic reticulum organization; intracellular protein transport; endoplasmic reticulum to Golgi vesicle-mediated transport
Cellular component (GO): COPII vesicle coat; endoplasmic reticulum exit site
Molecular function (GO): structural molecule activity; protein binding
Source: RefSeq, a predicted model, not a curated record